Messenger RNA from Fusarium odoratissimum NRRL 54006, 2040 nucleotides. RefSeq lists its product as uncharacterized. The transcript has 5 exons. The record is from RefSeq and is a predicted model, not a curated record. NCBI's taxonomy places the organism in Eukaryota, Fungi, Ascomycota, Sordariomycetes, Hypocreales, Nectriaceae. The coding region runs from base 523 to 1668 and encodes 381 amino acids.
CCUUUGUUCACCUCUGACCCAUGCAUCCUCCACCAACAAGACAGGCCCAUAUACGUACGGGAACUCGUAGAGCAGAUCCACAGAUAGAAACAGAUGGUGUGCUGAACCGAAGCAGCGAAGCAGAGCAGUGCAUUCGCUCAGCCCCCAGAAACUCUCAAGGACCCCCCCCCCUAGACCACCUAGUCUUUUGACUCGAAGCCAAGAGAUGCUCGAGCUGUCUGCUGUCAGACCUCCUUAUCCCGCCUUUGUCUAGCCCUGCCUCCUUCAAUAUCAUCCCCUGCCCUGUCAUGUACUGCCCUAUGGGUUCGCCGUGGUACAACGGCAAGGUAAAAGGGACGAGGGUUACCGUUCCUGUCUGUUGUGGACUGUGACAUUUCUCUCUUCAUUACUCAGCUUCUCCCGCCUCGUUUCUCCUCCUCCUCUUUCUCUCGUUUUGUUUCUCUUUUGUUUCGUCGCUUUCACUCUUGACCUAGAAACCUGCUUGCUCUACUCAAGCUGUUCCUCAGUGUUAACUAAUUCACAAUGGUUUCAAAGUCAUUGCUAGUCCUCACGGCGGCUCUUGCUACGGCCUGGGCUCAAACAACAACAGACGAACCUACAGCAACAGCAGAGGAGUCUUCCACAGGAACUUCAUCUGGAGAGGCAGUAACACACACUGUCAAUGUUGGAGCAUCCGGUCACAAGUUCACACCAAACGAGGUCAAGGCCGAGGUUGGUGAUAUUAUUGAAUGGCGCUUCUAUCCCACCGACCACUGGGUUAUUCGGGGAGACUAUGACAACCCAUGUAUCCCCUAUGAGUAUAUCGGCGUCAACCGCCAGGGUUUCUCAAGUGGCACACAAAAGGUUCAGGCCAUCACCGACGAUGGCCCUCGAUACCGAGUUCGCGUCAACAACACUGAUCCUUUCUUCUUCUACUGCGGAGCUCCAGAGUCCUGCUCCAAGUGGAAGAUGAUGGGUGUCGUCAACCCUUCCAAGAAUGAGACAAUUGAAGGAUGGCUCAAGAACGCAGAGGACGUCGACAUGCAACUACGACCCGGAGACCCUUGGCCAAAGGAGGGAGAGUCAACUUCUACUGGCGCAACAUCUGAACCGACCGCCGACAACAGUGAUGAAGAUGACGAGAGCAGCGGAAGCGGCAAGAAGUCUCUCUCUACUGGAGCCAUUGCUGGUAUUGCCGUCGGUGGUGCUGCUGUUCUUCUCCUCGCUGGUGCUCUUCUCUACCUCUGUGGACGACGAGGUGGCUUCGACAAGGCCUAUCGCAAGAGUUUCCGCAACAGUGUUCCUUCUGCCCCUCCAGUUGUCGAGAACCCUUACUCGCCUCACCCAAGUGUCGCCGAUCCCUGGGCUGCUCAGAAGAGCCCUGGGCUUGUGGCUGCUCCUUACGGCCAGAGCCCUCCUCUCAGCCCUCACCAGUCGAUGCCCUAUGGAACACACCCCGGCAUGGUCGCUCAAGAUGGAACCCCCAUUUCAUACCACGAGGGUUACCAUCAACCACCCAUGGCCGCCUCUCCCGCUACAACUCCCAAGCCUCACGAGCAAAUCGCCCCCGUGGAACUUCCUGGCUCUCCAGACCCCAGCCAUUCUCCUCUCCCCGCGUACAACAACAACAAUGACGGAAGGGGAUUCUCAUGGAACGGAGAUGAGCAGGGAUACCGUCCCACGAAAUAGUUGUCACGUAUGCGAAAUCCAACAAGGCAGGCCGUACAUAUUACGGUGUAUGCGAAUCACUAUAAAGCGGCGUUCAACGGGAGUGUCAUGUUACACGGGAGUUCUGUAGGGAAAGCAUUUUGUGAUGAUGCGGUUUUUGUGUUUUUUUUUUAAAACUCACUUAUACUUUACGAUAUCAGAGAUUUUUAAUCUUGUGGAUGGCUUAGGGAUAUCUCAAACUUCAUACCCUGGACUUGGAUUCAGUCAUUCACAGUUAUAGCUUGUUAGUACUAUGGAAACAAUAAGUUAUUUUACUAUAUGAGUUUAUUAAAGUGUACCAAAUUCAAGAUCUAAAGGCACCAACCAUAGACGUAAAAACUCAUCAAAAACCUG